Messenger RNA from Alosa alosa (allis shad), 2149 nucleotides. RefSeq names its product cytochrome P450 2F2-like. Bases 237 to 1712 code for a protein of 491 amino acids. NCBI's taxonomy places the organism in Eukaryota, Metazoa, Chordata, Actinopteri, Clupeiformes, Clupeidae. Gene Ontology annotation, cellular component: intracellular membrane-bounded organelle; cytoplasm. The record is from RefSeq and is a predicted model, not a curated record. Gene Ontology annotation, biological process: xenobiotic metabolic process. The transcript has 9 exons. Gene Ontology annotation, molecular function: iron ion binding; oxidoreductase activity, acting on paired donors, with incorporation or reduction of molecular oxygen, reduced flavin or flavoprotein as one donor, and incorporation of one atom of oxygen; heme binding.
ACACACACACACACACACACACACACACACACACACACACACACACACACACACACUCAAACAGUCUCACGCCCUUUCCUUUACCAGUGUACUGGUGAAAGUAAGUAAACAUCCUGAGUCAUUGUUAUUAAUCUCACCCCCCUCCCUCUCUCUCUCUCUCCCUCUCUCUCUCUGUCGUGCAAAGUUCACCUCCCCUAUCCACAUUUUUCAGAGCCGAGCAGACACACACAGUAACCAUGCUGAUCUCUAUGCUGCUGUUGUGGUUUGGAAUCGUCCUCCUCUUCUUCCUCUUCAGGGUGAGAAGACCCAAGAACUUUCCUCCUGGACCCAGAGCACUUCCUCUGCUGGGAAACCUGCUGGAGUUCAACCCAAAUGACCCAAUAAAGAGUUUCAAGAAGUUGGCCGAGCGCUAUGGUCCUGUCUACAGUCUGUACAUUGGGCCCCGUCCUGCGGUGGUGUUGGCCAGCCAGAAGGUCAUCAAAGAAGCUCUCGUCACCAGAGCCACUCACUUUGCAGGACGACCAGAUCAUAUGUUGAUUUGUCAUAUCAUUGAACGCAAAGGUGUGAUCUUGGCAGAUUAUGGUCCCACAUGGCAGGAGCACCGGCGCUUCGCCCUGACCACGCUGCGCAACUUUGGGAUGGGGAAGCGCUCCAUGGAGGAGAAGAUUCUACAAGAAACCCAACAUACCUGUGCUGAGCUAGAGAAGCAUGCAGGAAAGUCUAUGGAUCCUCAGCAUCUCUUCCACUUUGCUGCCUGUGACAUCAUCUGUUCUGUUAUUUUUGGAUCUCGAUUUGACUAUGAUGACCCCUACUUUAAGUCCAUCAUCAUCUUCAUGGAAGAAGCGGCUAAAAUAGCUCUAGACCCUUGGGCAAUCCUCUAUGAAAUUGUGCCAUUCAUUAAGAAUUUGCCUGUACCGUUUAUUAAACGGGCGCAUGGUUUAAUCAGCCGGAUCAGAAGCCACAUCCUAAAAGAAAUUGCAGAGCACAAAGAAUCGUGGGAGUCUGGAGAACCUAGAGACCUCAUUGACUGCUAUCUGGACGAGUCUGAAAAAAGGUUAGACAAAGGAACCACAUUCGAAGACAGUCAGUUGGCAUCCACCUUGUUUGACCUGCUGAUUGCUGGGACAGAGACUACUUCCAACACACUGAGGACAGCAACACUCUACCUCAUGACACACCCACAUAUACAGGAGCGCUGCUACCAGGAGAUCGAGGAAGUGCUGGGCUCUCGUGAGCAGGUGUGCUUUGAGGAUCGCCAGUCCAUGCCCUAUGUCCAGGCCGUGAUCCAUGAAGCCCAAAGAGUGGCUGAUGUAGUUCCUCUGAGCGUGUUGCACAGCACGACCACCGACACAGAAGUCCAGGGCUAUAACAUUCCAAAGGGUACGUUGGUCGUUCCUCUCCUGUCCUUAGCGCUACAUGAGGAGGGUCAGUGGAAGUCCCCUCAUGACUUCAACCCAGAGAACUUCCUGAAUGAGAGGGGAGAGUUUGUCAAACCUGACGCCUUCAUGCCCUUCUCUGCAGGCUCUCGCGUGUGUCUGGGGGAGGGGCUCGCUCGCAUGGAACUCUUUCUCAUCCUGGUCACAUUGCUGCGUCGCUUCCGAUUGGUCUGGCCAGAGGAGAAGGGAGCUCCUGACUACAGCAUGGUGUUUGGAGGCACACAGGCACCCAAACCGUUCCACAUCACCAUCCAUCUAAGGGAAUCCACAAGCUAAUGCAACUGAUGUGUUUUUGUAAGCAUAUACAGGUGUCAAAGGUUUCCUAUGGCAGCAUUUAAAUAGACAUGCCUUCACCUUCAUGUGCUCUAAUUCUAUUUUUUCUCAGUGGAAUGACGUGACUCGGGGAGACACCAUUGUGACCCCCUCGUGUUUAUAUGAGAGAGGCAUAAGUGGAAAAAACAUGGCACCUCGCAUGUUGGAGGUCAAUAAAGCAUGUCUAUGUGCAUGGUCACAUAAUGUGCACAUUAGUGUACGUGAAUUAACUCUAGAACUUUCAGUCUGCUGUUGUCAUUAUUUUACACUGGUCACAGUGUGCUGUGGGUCUAAUUCCAGACUCUUUUCUUCAGUGGUUCCAUGUUGGUGGAAUGAACUGCCCAGUGCUCUCCGUUCCUGUGGUAGUUUUGGGUCGUUUAAAAGGGGUCUAAAGACAUUCC